CCUGCUUAAUGAAACGUGACACAGAAACCUUCCAAUAAAAACGCAGCGUUGCUAACUCAGCGCCUGGGUGUGGUUUGGGAACGUGCACCGUGAAGUGUAAAUAGAACUGUUUACGUAAGAGCUGGGACAACUACGUGAAACUUGCAACGGGUAAAACUUCCAGGUAAUGUAAAAUUACUUAAUUUGUCAAACACGAAAGAGUCACGACUGGCGAGAUGAUGGCCUGGCAGGCUGGCAGAUGAGGCUGAGAGAGAGAGACUAGCAGGAGAGUGUAAGAGGAAGAAGCCAAGCCCCCCUGAACAAGCAGAACUCCAGGCCCCGUCGGGGAAUGUCUGCACCCAACAUAACCAUGCCUGUGGACAGGGACCCCUCUGACAUGGCUAAACUCCUUCACCUCAUCUUCCUCUCCACGUUCUGGGGCAUGCAGAUAUGGGUCACUUUCAUAGCAGGGUUUGUGAUGGAUAACAACCUGUCCAGACACACCUUUGGCUUCAUACAGAGCAGACUGUUCCCUUUCUACUUCCACAUUGGCUCUGCGUGCGCCUUCUUCAACUUGACCAUCUUUGCCAUGCAUCACCCCAGCGACCUUCUCAGCGAGGAGGAGACCUUCCAGAUCUUCAUCUUCUUCGUGUGCGUCACGGUAGCUGCGGUCAACGCCCAGUGGUUCGGUCAGAUGACCUCGGAGAUCAUGGCUGACAUGCAUCUGAUUGAGCAGGGCUGCGGGCUGGGUCAUGACAUAGGCCUGUCCUCAAACCAAGAGGCCUACGCCAAGCUCAGCGAGACGGACCCCAAAUACAAAAAGUUGGCCAGCAAGCUGACCCUGUACCACAGCCUCUCCUCCCUCUGCAACCUCUGCUGCAUCCUCUGCAACGGCACCAGUCUCUACUACCUGGCUGCUAACAUGUCCACGCUGUAAUGCACAGCUGAGAGACACCAAUGAAAUCUGAAUCUUCCACCAAAGUUUUUUGUUUGUAUGCUGUAUAGUUUAAAGAUGAACCAGGUGUGUGUCGCCCAGUGCGAGUGUGCAGUAAAUGUGCUACUUUACAGAAGUUCUGUUUUACAUACCAAAGAAAGCACUGACAAAUAUGUCAUUAAAAUGACUAUCAUCCUGCUGUUUCAUUUCUUACCUGUGUACAGCAUCCUGUUGUGUGUGUGUGUGUGCUUCUCUGUUGUUGCUUCUU
This is a messenger RNA of Acipenser ruthenus (sterlet), 1181 nucleotides long. RefSeq names its product transmembrane protein 205. The coding region runs from base 329 to 916 and encodes 195 amino acids. The record is from RefSeq and is a predicted model, not a curated record. Lineage: Eukaryota; Metazoa; Chordata; Actinopteri; Acipenseriformes; Acipenseridae. The transcript is spliced from 4 exons.